Triticum dicoccoides is the source of this 513-nucleotide messenger RNA. Its product is annotated as phenolic glucoside malonyltransferase 1-like. The transcript has a single exon. NCBI's taxonomy places the organism in Eukaryota, Viridiplantae, Streptophyta, Magnoliopsida, Poales, Poaceae. The record is from RefSeq and is a predicted model, not a curated record. The coding region runs from base 61 to 375 and encodes 104 amino acids.
GCCGGCAGCAGCGGCGUACUCGUCGCGUGCACGGCUGUGGCAGCGGCUAUCGAGGAGGCGAUGGGCCAAACCGCGUCGCCCGAGAAGAUGGGGUCGUGGCCGAAGAAGAUUCUAGAGGCCGUCGCGACUGGUGGCGGGUUGCUGAGCGUGGCGGGGUCGCCCAGGUUCCGGGUCUACGACGUCGAUUUCGGGUUCGGGCGGCCGGCCAAGGUGGAGAUCGUGUCCGUGGCGAGGACCGGCGCGAUGGCUUUGGCGGAGAGCCGCCGGAGCAGCGCCGGCGGCGUCAUGGAGGUGGGCAUCUCCCUGCCGCCGGCUGGCAUGCAGAGGUUCCGAAAGUGCUUUGACGAUGCCAUUUCGUGGCUUCAUCACCAUUAGACAAGCUAGUGAUAUGCUUCAGUUCAUGCUUUGUACCGGCAAUCGUCUAAAUUUAUGCGUAAUUGGAGUCUUGAUAUGUAUUGUAAAUUUGUAAUCUGCAUUUUCUAUUUAACCAGCAACUAAAAACAAAUUUAUCCA